GCGGCGGCGCGGGUGUCCCCGCGGCGGGAGCGCGGCGGCGCGGGGCUGUAUGGACGUGAUGUCCCCGCAACAGGAGCACCUCGGCCCGGGCCGCUCGUCCUCGGUGAGCGGCGAGACCAGGGGCUUCGCCGCCGCCGACAGCAAGAAGAAGAUGAAGAGUUUGGCCCAAAGACGUCAGUCUGCACCAUCUUUGAUCUUUGUCAAAGCACUCAGCAGAUCUAGAUCGGCCUCCAGGGAAGGCUGCUUGUCCCCCAUCAGCCCAGAGUCAUGGCCCCUUGUGCAGUCUUUCAUAUGCCACAACCGAGUGCUCAUCCUGGACGGCCACGUGCAGCUGAAGACGAGUCUGCAAACCCAGGAGCGACACCUUUUCCUCUUCACAGACCUUCUGGUUGUUGCCAAGUCCAAGUCACACUCUCAUUUCAAGUUGAAGUGCCAAGCGCGUCUCUGUGAGAUGUGGACAGCAUUUUGUACAGAAGAAGUGUGUGAAGGCAGCACAGACCCAGACAGGUCCUUUGUUUUGGGCUGGCCCACCACAAACUGUGUGGCAAACUUCAGGUCUGCAGAACAAAAGGAAACAUGGCUGUCUGUUUUGCAAAGUCGGAUAAGAGAAGAGAAGGAAAAGGACAACCCUAAAAGCAUCCGCCUGACGAUAAUUGCAAAGGACGUGGGGACUUGUGCAUAUUCAAAAACCCUAAAUGUAACCAAUGUUGAUACAGCAAAUGAUGUCAUUCUGAUGGCUUUGCAGCAGCUGGGAAUUAAUGGCUCUGAAAAAGACUACAAGCUAUGGGUGAUUUCAGGAAGAGAACAUGCUCCUUACCCUCUUAUUGGCCACGAGUAUCCCUUUGGAAUCACAAUGAGCCACAUUCGUGACGCCAUGCCCCACGGAUCAAAGCCCUGUGCCUGCCCCAGGCAGCUCCAGGGCCCUUUCCUGCCGGAGCAGCUGCCCCAGGAGCUGCAGUGCCAGUUUGUGCUGAAGCCCAGCCAGGUGGCCGUGUGCCAGCAGCUGAACGACUUAAGCCAAAAGUCAUUUAAAAGGAAAAGAUCUAUCAUAAAUUGGGCUUUUUGGCGUGGCCCAGGCGCUCACUUGGACAAUGCACCCCUCUCCUCAACAUCUGCUGUUCCUGGGAAGCUCUUUGGCCUCUUACUAACAACCAUCUGUGAGGAUGACAACCUGCCCAAACCCCUCUUGGACAUGCUUUCCCUCCUUUAUCAAGAGGGGCCUUCCACCAAGGGUAUUUUCAGACGCUCUGGAAGUGCAAAAACAUUCAAAGAGCUAAAGGAGAAGCUUGAUUCAGGCACUGAAGUGGACCUGGCCCAUGAAUCCAUAUUUGUGACAGCAUCUUUGUUUAAGGAUUUUCUUCGCAACAUCCCAGGCAGUAUUUUAUCAUCCCAGCUGUGUGAUAAGUGGGUCUCUGUGCUGGAUCAAGGAAAUAAUGAAGAGAAGAUAAAAAGCAUCCAAAGGUUACUAGAGCAUCUCCCCAGAGCUAAUGUUGUUCUCCUGCGUUACAUCUUUGGAGUGCUGCAUGGGAUAGAAAUGCGAUCUGAAGAGAACCAGAUGAAUGCCUUUAAUCUGGCUGUCUGCAUUGCACCUAGCCUGCUCUGGCCUCCUGUACCCUCCACUCCUGAUAUAGAAAGUGAAUUUAUUAAAAAGAUUUCUAGUCUGGUACAGUUCCUCAUUGAGAAUUGCUGCAGGAUUUUUGGAGAUGAAAUUGCCUCCCUCUUUGGAGAAAUACUGAUGACAUGCAAGAGGGAGAACAGCUCAGAUGUUGCGUCUCUCCAUCAGAACGACUCUUCCUAUGACAGCCUGGAAAAUGAGGCAAAUGAUGAAGCUGACUCUUCCUCCAGUGACUGGAUUAAAACCUGUGAUCAGGAUUACAGAAGCAGGGAGUCUGUCUUCACUCUGAGCGACGGCGAUUCGGAGCAGACGGAGGUGGACGAAAUCCAAAGCCAAACCAAGCUGAAGCAGUUGGAAAUUUCUGACGACGCGCACCCGAAGUUUUCCUUGCAAGACAACUCAAACAAGUCUCCCUACUCCAGUGGUUUCCCCCCGGGAGCUGCCUCAGGUGCUCCCAAGGCUGUGCGGAGGCAGCGGCGCUCCUCCGAGCCCGCGGUUGGCCUGCAGGCCCGCGGUUCCGGCCGCGCCGAGGACGCCGGGCCACGCGAGAGGGCCACGCGCAAAGCCAGCUGUGACGUGGUCCUGCCUCACGGAAAUGAGGAGUGUCUCUGCCAGCGCCGGUCGCUGCAGGUGGAGAGGCAAAAGCUCGGCAAUCAGAGCUUGCUUGUAGGGAUUGAUGUUGGUAGAAGUGACAACACAAACAAAAAUGUUGAAAGGAAAGACCUGUCUCAUUGUCUCCUGCCUCCAACGCCAGAGGGAUUAAAUACUUGCUCAGGAUUUAGCUCUUUUAGCCAGUCUUCUUCUGGGACAUCUCCAUCUGUGUCGUCAAUUUGCUCCCUGGACAGUGCUUUCUCCCAGUUUUCAGACCAGGCUCUGUUUACCUUCAGUGAAACCUCCUCCCCUUUCGACAGCACUUUCCAGUUGCUAAAGAAACACGAGGACACUGCUGCUGCUGCUGCUGCUGUGGCUGAUGACUGUUUCCUUCCAUCCACCACAGUGCCACCAUCUCCACAACCUACUGACACUGGGGCUGAGAGGGGCUUGGUGGGGCCCAGCAGCAGGUCAGCACCCCUGAAACCUACUGAUGGAGGCCGUGGCUGUUGCAUUAAGCCCGACCUUCAGCCAUUGCCUCUGAAAGUCACUGGGAGAGACGGACUUCAUGAGCAAAGAGGUGGUCUAGAAAAGCAUUACAGCAAUCCAAAGUUUGAAGAGACUGACCAAAGCUUUUUGCAGAGGAAUUUUAAUGCUUAAAAUAAACACCAUAAAGAAAAUG
Molecule: messenger RNA, 2888 nt
Organism: Melospiza melodia melodia
Lineage: Eukaryota; Metazoa; Chordata; Aves; Passeriformes; Passerellidae
Gene: ARHGAP20
Product: Rho GTPase activating protein 20
Exons: 15
Coding region: 50-2866 (938 amino acids)
Biological process (GO): signal transduction; regulation of Rho protein signal transduction
Molecular function (GO): GTPase activator activity
Source: RefSeq, a predicted model, not a curated record